Molecule: messenger RNA, 5180 nt
Organism: Scomber scombrus (Atlantic mackerel)
Lineage: Eukaryota; Metazoa; Chordata; Actinopteri; Scombriformes; Scombridae
Gene: esr2a
Product: estrogen receptor 2a
Exons: 10
Coding region: 672-2450 (592 amino acids)
Biological process (GO): regulation of DNA-templated transcription; estrogen receptor signaling pathway; cellular response to estradiol stimulus
Cellular component (GO): nucleus
Molecular function (GO): zinc ion binding; nuclear receptor activity; steroid binding
Source: RefSeq, a predicted model, not a curated record
CAGGCUGAGACGGACAGCCGUAUGUUAAAGCAGCGCACUGUGACAACUCGGCCUGUCAACAGCUCUGUCACCACUUUAUCCCGCACUUUACCCGCACAGGACACCGCAGCCAAACUCCACACACACAUUACAGGAAACUUUCUCUGCAGCUGCUGCGUCUGGAAGAACAGGUAAAAGUUCUGCCACACAUCUCUGACCUGGUCCAUGUGCUGCCACUUAAAGAUGUGAGACUCACGGGUGGGCCGAGACCAUGCACUGAACUUCUUCUCUUCUUUGGUGUAGACGGGCCGCUGUCUUGUGCUCGCUACCCUCUGGGUUUUAUCACAAGAUCGACUCCUUCUUCUCAUCAUGUUAUGCGAUGCGUGCCAACACUGGCAUUUCAUAGUGAGCAGAGACAAAACAAAGGGAGGCAUCCAUCAGUCUGAGAACUUACAAUGUGAGCUCAUGAGUAAUAUUAAACUAACCUGGCCUGUGUAGGUACAUCUGCUGGUGCUUGUUAUAUUCUAGGCCUUUUUGUUUUUUUUGUUUUUUUUCAGGCCGAAAUCCAAUAUUUGCAGAUAAUGACAUUACCAUAGUGACAACAAGGGAAAAACAUGACUGCAUACUAGACUCCUUUAUUAAAUUACAAUGAUGUAGUAAAUUUAGUGAGAGUGAGACCGUCUGUAGUUGUGAUGGCUGUUGCCUCCUCUCCAGAGAAGGGUCAGCCCCUCUUGCAGCUCCAAGAGGUGGACUCCAGCCGAGUUGGAAGUCGCGUCCUCUCCCCCAUCCUCAGCUCCUCCUCUCCAGGACUGUCCCUCGAAACCAGCCAGCCCAUCUGCAUCCCCUCUCCUUACACUGAACUCAGCCACGACUUUACCACCAUACCUUUCUACAGUCCCACUAUCUUCAGCUAUGCCGCUCCGGGUAUUUCAGAAUGCUCCUCCAUGCAUCAGUCACUAAGACCUUCUUUAUUCUGGCCCAGCCAUGGCCACGUGGGCUCGCAUUUACCCCUGCACAACUCCCAGACUCGCCCUCAGCACAGUCAGCCAAUCCAGAAGCCGUGGGUGGAGCUGUCGCCACGGGACAGGGUCUUAACAACCAGCAAGAGUGUGAGGAGGCGAUCCCAGGAGAAUGAGGAGGGUGUGGUGUCAUCAGGCGGGAAGACAGACCUGCACUUCUGUGCUGUGUGUCACGACUAUGCUUCAGGCUACCAUUAUGGUGUCUGGUCAUGUGAGGGGUGUAAAGCCUUCUUCAAGAGGAGCAUCCAAGGACACAAUGACUACAUCUGCCCAGCAACCAAUCAAUGCACUAUAGACAAGAACCGCCGUAAGAGCUGCCAGGCGUGCCGCCUUCGCAAGUGCUGCGAAGUUGGCAUGACCAAGUGUGGUAUGCGUAAGGAGCGAGGAAACAGGAACCAGCAGACGAGGCACGUGACCCGCUUGUCCUCACAGGGCAGAGCUAACGGACCAAAGCCAUUACCCAGACCAGCGACAGGGUCGUUGAUGGAUCUCCAACCUCCUGCACUGUCCUCAGAGCAGCUGAUUGAGCGAAUAAUGGAGGCGGAGCCGCCGGAAAUCCUCCUCAUGAAUGACAUGAGGAGGCCGUUGACUGAAACCAACGUCAUGAUGUCUCUGGCCAACCUGGCUGAUAAAGAGCUGGUUCACAUGAUCAGCUGGGCCAAGAAGAUUCCAGGCUUUAUAGAGCUCAGUCUCUUGGACCAGGUGCACCUGCUGGAGUGCUGCUGGCUGGAGGUGCUGAUGAUUGGACUGAUGUGGAGAUCAGUGGACCAUCCAGGGAAACUCAUCUUCUCCCCUGACCUCAGCAUGAGCAGAGAAGAGGGGAGCACCGUUCAGGGCUUCGUGGAGAUCUUUGAUAUGCUGAUAGCCGCCACAUCCAGGGUGAGAGAGCUCAAGCUGCAGAGGGAGGAGUACGUCUGCCUCAAGGCCAUGAUCCUCCUUAACUCCAGCAUGUGUCUCAGCUUUUCAGAGGGCAGUGAGGAGCUGCAGAGUCGCUCCAAGCUGCUGCGUCUUCUGGACGCUGUAACGGACGCUCUGGUGUUGGCCAUCGCCAAAACUGGCCUCACAUUCCGCCAACAGUACACCAGACUCGCCCACCUGCUCAUGCUGCUGUCACACAUCCGCCACGCCAGUAACAAGGGCAUGGACCAUCUCCACUGCAUGAAAAUUAAGAACAUGGUGCCUUUGUACGACCUGUUGCUGGAGAUGCUGGACGCCCACAUCUUGCACAGCUCCCGUCUGCCCAGCCAGAGCCCCCAGCAGGAGUCCGCGGACCAGAUGGAGGUUCCCGCUCGGCCUGGCAGCUCAGGAGGCGGCCCCUCCAGUACCUGGACUCCCAGCGGCACAGGAGUUGUGUCACAACUGACUCUGGCUGGUUCCAUCCCGGAGGCUUCAUUAAGGAUUUCAUUAGCAGGUUUGAUUGUGGAUGGGAAAAAUAUUGUUGUUAAGCUCUGAAUCUCUUAUUGAACCUUCUCUCCUCUUUUAUUAAGAAACAGUAAUAGAAAAUACUUAAUUCAGUAUGACUAAAAUAAAAAGUGAGUCUCUCCUCUUGUUAGUGAGCUCUCUCUGCAGGACAGUUUGAGAGAAAAUACACAUCAUUCUAUAAUACCACUGUACAACUGCCAGUGGACUGAGUGUUUUUGUAGUUACACAGAGUGUAACCUAGAUUUAUAUCAUCAGGAUCUUCAGUAUUUGGAGAAAGUAUCUGCUACAUAAGGGUUAGGGUUAGAACCACUACAAACAGUGAUUAGACAUCUGAGAGUUUGUAGUUUAGCUUUUUAGUUAAUUGAAAAUGAAAAUACAGAAAGGUAAACUUGAUUAGAUUCAAUAAGAGAUUUAAAAGGAUUCAGAUUCAUUAUGCUGAAGUGUAUUCCAGGGUUUUACUUUAUAUAUUCUAUCAUUAAUUAGCUCCCGCUGCAGCACUUGGUAUUAGAAAUUGAAACCUACAACAUCAUAACUUAGUUUUGUGCAUAUUCAUAAAUUCACCAACUUCUAAAGUUAUUUCUAAAUGUUACAGAGUUCACAUCUUGACACUUGACACUGAUCUAUUGAUCUCAUGCCACACAUGCCUUUUUCUCACGCUGAAUUUUUGUAUUUGCUUCGUCUUUUUGUGAUUUUUAAAUGAAAGAACAGGUUUUUUUUGUUUUUCUUCAAGUUCAGACAGGUUAAGCCAUAGAGCAUAACAUGGAUUGUAUUAAUCAUGAUCUGUUUUAACUGAAAACACCCAACAACUAAUCAAUAUGAUGUGUGUUCUGGUGGAGCUGAUCAUUUAUUCAGAUAUUACUUCUGUUUGGAUAGACCUGAGAGACUGAAGAUGGGGAGUCAGAUGAUGGGAGCGACUUGGUGAGGAGCAUUAAUCAUUCUCAGAAAAAUGUGUGUUAUAUCUGGAAUGCAGUGGAUCAAUUUACCACAAAUAAUGCUGAUUUUACUAUGAACAAACUAAAAUACCCACACCCCUUUUCUCUUUGUGUGAAGCUAAGCUAACCAGCGCUGGUACAUAGAAGGUUCAUAUUUACUGUAAAUACAUGAGUAUAAUCUAACUCCCAGCAGGAAAGCAAUUGCCUAAAAGAACUGUAUGUCAACCUGCAACAUAAUUUUUUAUCAUAUAGAAUGACAGGAUGAUCAAUUUUUACUGUUCAGUAAAGUAGUAGAUACAAUUCAGCUUAAAACAUGGACAUAACAUUGCAUGUUCCGCUGUAUAAUCUAUAAUUUUCUAAUGUAAUAUCAAAACAGAAAGUUGGGAACAUCUCAUUACUGUCACGACCAAUUUUAUUGAGUUAGCUAACUUGCAUUGUAAAAAAUGGGAGCUUUUUACAGCUAUUGUUGCAUCACGGCAGAGCUCCAGUUGACCACUAGAGGGCACUUUACAUCACCUUCUUUCUACUGUACCUGAUGGACUUUCUUGAUGAUAUUUUACUCAUUUCUGUGAAUAAUCAUAAACAUUAGAUUGCUUUUUGGACAAUUGUGCAUUCAUACCCGUCACGUUUAGCCCGAAAGAAAAGGAAAAGACUAUUUUUUCUAUCUCUGCACUUGUUACUUCAGCUAUUUUGUGCAAAUUGUGCUGCACAACCAAGAUUUAUGGUUGUGCACCAAAUGUUGAAAAUAUCCCAUAUCUGAACUUCUGCACCAGUUCAGUCCUUCUGUCUGCCUUGUGUCUUUCAUCCAGUUGCCCUCUCCAUCACAUACUGUAUUAUCACUGUGUACAUGUACCUACAGUGGCCUUUAUGUUCCUAGAAAACUCAUACCUUGUUCUGUUGAUCACUUUGACAAUUAAGUGUUAAAAAAAGUAAACAUUUUAAAAGGUGACCAUCAAGAACAGAGGAAUCUUGACAUCAACUCUUCUCAUCAUUUUAAAAUACAGCAAGUGGAGGAGCCAGUGCAGUUUCAGGCACUGUUUGUUUUUGUCAUGUUUACCUGCUCUCUGGUUUAUACCAUAAAAUAAAGCAAAAAUAUUGUAUGGAUACAUGUGAGAAAUUGAAUUGUGGUGCAAAUGUCAUGUGAAGUCCUCCCACUCUUUACUCAUGUAUUCAAAUCCUCAAAUUGAGGAGAAUGGGGUGAAAAAAGGGUAGUUUCACUUAAUUUGUUGCAAAGACAUGAGGCAGAAUGAAAAAACUGCUCUUAGCAAACCGAGUUUAAGACAAUCAGUGUUUACUACCAAAAGAUGUGAAGCAGAAAUCCACUUUUUCAUGUCAUAAAUAAGCAUUAUAUUAUUACAGUCUGUACAUACAAGGAAUCCUGCUACAUCUACAGUGUUUCAACAGUGCAUCAGGAGGUGUGGAAAUGUCUACUCCAAAAAAAAAAAGGUUCAUAUAUAUAUAUAAAACUGCCAUCAUUUUACAUUCAAAUUGAACCAGUGUGUUUUAUCGUAAAAAAUAUACUUUCGAUAGAAAUCAGUCUAACGUAAAAAUACAUAAAGUCAGACAAAAUCUCAACAGUUCAUAAAAUAACAUACAAGUGGGACCUUGGCGGUAGUCAGAUAUGAAUAUAAAAAUGUAAAUGAUGAAAACAGUGUUCAUGUGGAAGUUUGUGAAAUAGAAACAAGGUAGUGGCUUGUUUAGUUCAUUUCCAUCAAAUGAAGCUUUUUUUCAAAUGACUGCAGUGAUCGAUUUUUUUGGAAGGUAAAUGGAAGAUAUUUGGUCAUAAUUGUAAUGUGCCGAGAUAAACUUAAAAAUUGUAAAGAUGAUA